AUGCGUCUCUCUACCAUUCUCCUGGCCGCGGUCGUCAGACCGGUCGUUUCUUGGGGCAAUGUCGGUCACCGUACCGUCGGAUACCUCGCUGAGAAAUACUUGACUGAAGAAGCUGCCGCCAUUUACGGGGACCUGCUCGCCAAUGAUCGCAACUAUGACUUCUCCGAUGCCGCGACUUGGGCUGAUACGCUCAGAGGCCACAUGGGCUGGGCAAGCAAGUAUCACUACAUCAAUCCCCGCGACGACCCCCCUAACAUGUGCGGCAUGAAGUACCCUCAAGACUGCCCAGCGACCGGCUGCAUCAUCUCCGCCAUCACAAACUACACAUCUCAAAUCCUCGACACGAGCCUCCCGCACAUUGACCGCAAGAACGCGACAAUGUUUGUAAUACACUUUUUGGGCGAUAUCCAUCAACCCCUGCACGCCACAGGUCUCCUCCGCGGCGGCAAUGACAUCCGGCCCGUCUGCUGGCGCCGGCAACCCAACCACGGCGUCUGCAACGGCCCCAUGAGCCUGCACUCCGUCUGGGAUACGCAGAUUCCGCACCGCAUCCGCGGUCUGCCGCCGCACCUGAGCAUACCGCAGGAAAAAGUUGCCGCCGCCUCAUGGGCAGCUGACCUAUACCAACGCCAAGAGCAGGCAGGCGUCAACGCCACGGCUGGGCAGUGCAUCGAUUUGAAGACGGGUUCGUGUGCAUUGGGGUGGGCCACAGAAUCGAACGCGUACGUCUGUUCGCACGUGCUGAAGAAGGGUCUGGCUUGGUUGAAGUCAAAUGACCUCAGCGAGGGGUACUUUGAUGAGAACUGGGAAGUCGUCGAUGAGGUGAUUGGGAAGGCGGGCGUGAGGCUGGGAGCGUGGUUGAACGCCAUUGCUGAGAGAUUGACUGCUGAACAAAAGGAGCCUGUGUUUGAGGAUCUUUGA
Molecule: messenger RNA, 921 nt
Organism: Colletotrichum fioriniae
Lineage: Eukaryota; Fungi; Ascomycota; Sordariomycetes; Glomerellales; Glomerellaceae
Biological process (GO): DNA catabolic process
Molecular function (GO): nucleic acid binding; endonuclease activity
Source: RefSeq, a predicted model, not a curated record